Molecule: messenger RNA, 2187 nt
Organism: Sardina pilchardus (European sardine)
Lineage: Eukaryota; Metazoa; Chordata; Actinopteri; Clupeiformes; Clupeidae
Gene: pou6f2
Product: POU class 6 homeobox 2
Exons: 14
Coding region: 70-2187 (705 amino acids)
Biological process (GO): regulation of transcription by RNA polymerase II
Molecular function (GO): RNA polymerase II cis-regulatory region sequence-specific DNA binding; DNA-binding transcription factor activity, RNA polymerase II-specific
Source: RefSeq, a predicted model, not a curated record
ACUCCUCCACCUCCUCCACCUCCACCUCCACCUUCCCCCAACCCCCGCGCCUCCCCGCUCCAGGAGCCGAUGAUUACAGGGCAGCUGAGCAAGCCGCUGCUCUCCCUGCGCGGCGACAUGGACCCUCCGGAGCUCCACGCGGACGACAAGCCGGGCAGCCCCGACAGCGACCUGACCGACGAGCCCCUGCUCCUGUCCGGCGACACCGACGCCGACGACAAGCUCUACGGUGCCCGUGGCGGCUCUGUCCGAUCUGAUGCCAGCAGCAGUCCCUCAGAGCAGAGUCAGCUGGGCCAGUCUCACCCAGCUUAUCCCGUUGGACCACAGUCUCUCCUGGUGGCGCAGCAGCUGGCGUCGGCGGUGAGCGGGGUGAUGUCCGGGGGUGCGCCGGGCCUCAACCAGCCCAUCCUCAUCCCCUUCAACGCGGGCGGGCACCUGGGCGGGCAGCAGGGCCUGGUCCUCUCCCUGCCCACCGCCAACAUCCAGGGCCUGGUGGCGGCGGCGGCGGCCGGAGGACUCAUGACCCUGCCCCUACAGAACCUGCAAGCUUUUGAUCAGAUGACCUCUGUGAUGAUGAUGAUGUGCAGCGUCAGUGUGGAAAACUCAAAGCAAAGCCCAGAAGAAAAUGCCUCUCCGCUCCAGCAUCUGCAGCAACUUCAGCAAAUGCAGCAGCACCACCAGCAGCAGCAGCAACAGCAUCAUCAACAACAACAACAGCAACAGCAGCAACAACAACAACAACAACAGCAGCAGCAGCAGCAAUCACAGCUCUGCAGCCAGUCCCAUCUCCCGGGGGCCAAUCACCUGGCCCCUCACCACCCGCUGAGCCCUGCCAGCCAACAGCAGUCCUCCUCUGGCUCCUCCUCCUCCUCGGCCUCCUCCAAUCUCGGCUCGGCACAGGCCCCACAGUCUCCGCCCCACAGGCAACAGAACCAAUCGCCUGCGCGCAGCCUGCCCUCGCCGGUGACCCCGCCCAUGCCUCUUCCGCUCAACCCUCUGGCCAGCCAGGCGGCCGUAGCGGCGGCAGCAGCAGCCAUGGGCUCCAUCGCCGGGUCCCAGGUGUUUGGCAACGCACUCUCCGGCCUGCAGGGCGUCACGGGCCAGCUGGUCACCAAUGCCCAAGGACAGAUAAUUGGAACAAUUCCUUUGAUGCCUAACUCGGCGGGACCUGGGAGCCAAUCAGGGGGAGGGAAUCCUGCCCUGCAGGUCCAGCCAAUCACGCCGCAGCUGCUGACCAAUGCCCAAGGCCAGAUCAUUGCCACGGUGAUCGGCAACCAGAUCCUGCCAGUCAUCAACACCCAGGGAAUCACGCUGUCGCCAAUCAAGCCCGGACAGCAGGCCCAGCCCGCUCCAUCGGGGCCCCCGUCCAGCCAGGCCAACCUGCUGCGCCUCCCCCACAGCCAGAGCCCGCUUCGCCAGGCCUCCUCUUCCUCCUCCACCUCCUCCUCCUCCUCCGCCCUCAGCGUGGGACAGCUGGUCAGCAGUGACAGGAAGUCCAACAUUGAAAUCCACCCCCAGACUGCUCCCAGCGAGGUGGACGGCGUCAACCUGGAGGAGAUCCGUGAAUUUGCCAAAGCGUUCAAGAUCCGCCGCUUGUCUCUUGGGCUGACACAAACUCAGGUGGGCCAGGCCCUCAGCGCCACAGAGGGACCUGCCUACAGUCAGUCUGCCAUCUGCAGACACACCAUCCUGAGAGGCCACUUUUACCUACCACAGGAAGCCCAAGAGAACACUAUAGCUAGCGGUUUGACAGGCAAACUGAACCCUGGCCUUUUAUAUCCUGCCAGGUUUGAGAAGUUGGACAUCACUCCAAAAAGCGCCCAGAAGAUUAAGCCCGUUCUGGAGCGCUGGAUGGCCGAGGCCGAGGCCCGGCACCGCUCCGGCAUGCAGAACCUGACCGAGUUUAUCGGCAGCGAGCCGUCAAAAAAGCGCAAGCGGCGGACCUCGUUCACCCCUCAGGCCCUGGAGAUCCUCAACAGCCACUUCGAGAAAAACACACACCCGUCCGGGCAGGAGAUGACGGAGAUCGCUGAGAAACUGAACUAUGACCGCGAGGUGGUCCGCGUCUGGUUCUGCAACAAGCGGCAGGCGCUGAAGAACACAAUAAAGCGUCUGAAGCAGCCCGAGAUGGGCCCCAUGGAUGCGCCCAUGGAUCCGCUGGGAGAUUCCUUGGAGGAGAACCCCUAA